AUGAGCGCCCCGGCCACGACAAAGAGACGCCUGUCGUCUCCUCAACAGAACCCUUUCCAAUGCUCCUACUGCCAACGGUCCUUCGGGCGCGUGGACCACUUGACCCGUCAUAUUCGAUCUCAUGCGCAAGAUAAGCCGUUUCGCUGUCAUAUUUGUGACAAAGCCUUUGGGCGCCAAGAUAUCCUCAAACGUCAUGUGCUUGGACAUAAUGGCUCAGAGUCUGGUGCGAAGCGAUACAAGCGCAUGUCCAAUGCUGCGCCCCGUGUUGCUCAGGCCUGUAAAGCUUGUGCGGGAUCCAAGCUCAAGUGCGAUGAGGAUCCGUCCUGCAGACGCUGCGUGGCCAAGGGAAUCACCUGCGAGAGAGAUACGCGGUUUACAGAGAUAGGAGAAAAGACGUCACCAGACACUAGCAUUCAGUCUACCAUAGAUCAAGAACUAUUCAUACCCGUGCUCGAACCGAGCCAGCUAAGCUUAUCAGAAGACGACUUCUCCAAGUUCCUGAAAGGGGUCAUGACUCCCGUAGAGGGACAGGAGAGCCGUCCGAUAGAACAAGCCGACCUGGCUAGCAUUCACCACCACAUGUACGAUCCGCUUCUCUCUCACGGUCCCCUGGACUUCCGUUUCGAUGGGGAUACGCGGUUCGACGAUGUUGCCAUGGAUCUCUGGGACUUGCCCUGCAGUCCAUCCUUUUAUUACAACGGGAUUCUGCUGGAGCCAAAAGCAUCCGCAGCACUCAAUCUUCAGAUUCAAACGCCGAAUCCAGCCAAUAACUCACGCCCAGCUGUCUUGGGUCAUGUCGCGUAUAAGGAAUCAGCCCUUGGAAUGUGGGAACCUUCGCAGAAUGACCACCUCAACUCCAACAUCAAAGCCCUGUCUGUUCUUGGUGACAGUCCCCAGGAUGCCAUUCAGCUCAACGGCUUGGAGGUAUGCAGUCAGCGGUUCAAACCACUAUCUGUUGGUCUUAGAGAUCAGUUGCUGCUAAUAACCUUAAACGCCUGUAAACCCGAAAGCAAACUCGCCAUCAUCAGAGCAUUCCCUCACUCCGAAAUACUGUCCAAGCUGAUCGAAAGCUUCUUCUCUCACCAUCGUGUCCAGAUCGACUCGUGGAUACAUAGCCCUUCAUUCGAGCCAAACCAACAGGGCGCAGAGCUUAUUCUCACUAUCGUCAACAUGGGCACCAUGUUUGCCGACUCCAAGAUCUUGCAUUCUCUUGGCUUUGCUCUCCACGAGGUGGCUCGUUUGUCACUGCCUGCAAUGUUUGAAAAGGCGAAUUCUAUGACUAGAGAACUCUGGGCUCUUCAAGCAUUUGUUCUGGAUAUUGAGAUGGGCUUGUGGAGUGGUAUCAAAAGAAAAAUGGAGAUUGCAGAAAGCCAGCGCCAGAUACCUUACACAAUGUUACGGCGCAGUAGAAGAUUUGGCAAAGCCUAUACUGCCGCCGAUCCUCCUUUGCCAGAGGAUACAGGCGAAAUCUUACAGAGCAAGUGGCUUGCUUGGAUUGAGCAAGAGAAUUACAACAGACUCAUCUAUCACUGCUUUAUUCAAGAUACUCAAGUCAGCAUCGCUAUGUUGACAUGUCCCUUGAUAUCAUUCUCGGAGCUUAAGACGCCUCUGCCAGAGUCAAGUGAUCUAUGGCUUGCUAAAGAUGCAGAGGCAUGGAAAGCCAUAUACUUGAGGGAACAGCGCCAACACACAAGGGUUGCGCUAUACGAUUACUUCCGAAACGCUGCAGACAUUGACAGCAGCUAUGACGUUCCGUUUUGUCAGCUUGUCAUUCUUUCCGGUAUCUGGGGAAUGGUCUGGCAAUGUCUACAAACCAUUGCCGUGCUAAACAAGCCGACACAUUCAGACCCAGCAUUGACUCUUCGGCAGCAAGAAAUCAUCCAGAUACUGCAUCGAUUCCGCGUCAACAUGAUGGGCGAUGAGGCAACCUGGCAGGAUGGUCCGGUAACCAUGAUGUAUCAUCUCGUCUAUAUGCACUUGCACAUUCCUUUUGAGGAAGUUGAGCUGUUUGCGGGCAAGGGACACCAGAGUGAUGCCCGGCACGCUCUGUCUGUACUUCUAGACUGGACCAACAGCCCAGAGUCACGGAAAGCAAUAUGGUACGCCGGCCAGAUCAUAAGAGCAGCAGAGAUGUUCGACCCUGGCCGGCUCCGGGGCUUUUACACUAUUGCUUUAUAUCAAGCGAACCUUGCCCUCUGGGCCUAUGCGGUGGUGUCACAAGUCAAGGGAGCAAAUAAGAAUGAUCCGAUUCUUAACCACGAGGAGAUGGUCUGUUUGAACGGGCCGGAAUCUCCACUCGUUCAGAGGUUUAUUAGCCGAGGGGUGCCUUCGGUUGCAAUCAUUCAACCAUGUGCACCUCAGCACGGUAGUUCCCCCAUCCGAUUGAUGGACCGGGAGGCGGUCGUGAACUAUGUUGUUGGUAUUCUGAGUGCCAAUUUCUCGCACGUCGACGCUGUGCCGCCUUUGGUCGAGAACCUUGAACAGCUUCUAGACAAGCUGGGCCGAGCCGAAAUCGACGUAUAG
Messenger RNA from Fusarium fujikuroi IMI 58289, 2523 nucleotides. RefSeq names its product probable transcription factor Pig1p. The record is from RefSeq and is a predicted model, not a curated record. The coding region runs from base 1 to 2523 and encodes 840 amino acids. Gene Ontology annotation, molecular function: DNA-binding transcription factor activity, RNA polymerase II-specific; zinc ion binding; DNA binding. Gene Ontology annotation, biological process: DNA-templated transcription; regulation of DNA-templated transcription. The transcript is spliced from 5 exons. NCBI's taxonomy places the organism in Eukaryota, Fungi, Ascomycota, Sordariomycetes, Hypocreales, Nectriaceae.